CCCCCCCCUCUCUGGCUCUCUCGUUUCAUCCACACAGCAUAGAGGCGCCUUCAAAGAUCCCAGCACACGGAAAUUACACGGCACCACGCGCGGCCGCCUUUGUCUUUUCGGUGCCGAUGUUGUUUAUUCACCCACGGAGAGGAGGACUGCAGGGCAGGCCGGGCAGGCCAGUCCGAGAACCGGUUCAGACAAUAAUCCUCGGCAGCCGACAGCCGGCAAUCAAUUUCAGCAGGUGGCCGGGUUUGUAGAACAAGUGCGCGCUAACCGCUGCGCCACCGCUCCCUCCCACCACCACCACCACCACACACGAAGCCCAACCCCAGCCGCCGAGCAAAGCGAAGAGCGACUGGAGGAGGAGCAGGAGGGAGACGCGCAGAACACAACCGUGUGUGCGUGGAGGCACGCAGCAGCAGCAACAGCAACAGCGUCGUCAUCAUCCGUUAGAGGCAGCCGCGCUGGGCGCAAGUGAGAUGGCGUGCUGAUCGCGUCAAACAGGUGACGACCGGGACGUCCCUCUCAGGAGCGACGAGUCUUCUCACAUUUCUUCCGAGAAAGAACAGAAAGGAAGAAUGGCCAGGGCGACCCUCGGCAUCAGGACUUCCUUGUGCCUCCGCGUGGGAGCGAUCGUCUUGCUCGGGCAGUUGAUCACCGCGGCGGACUCCUCCGAUGACCCUUACCUCAAAAGCAGAGCCAACAUCACCAAGGAUUGCUACGGUUCCUACGAAUGCGCGAGAGGCAUCAUCCUCCCAAUAUGGGUGCCGAACAAUCCGUCGGUCGGCGACAAGGUGGCCCGAGCGAUUGUGUACUUUGUCGCUCUCAUAUACAUGUUCCUGGGAGUGUCGAUCAUCGCCGACCGCUUUAUGGCCUCCAUCGAGGUGAUCACGUCGCAGGAGAAGGAGAUCACCAUCAAGCGGCCCGACGGUGAGACGACCACCACCACGGUACGCGUGUGGAACGAGACCGUCUCCAACCUCACGCUGAUGGCCCUGGGCUCCUCGGCCCCCGAGAUCCUGCUCUCCAUCAUCGAGAUCUGCGGCCACGGCUUCGAAGCCGGCGACCUGGGCCCCAGCACCAUCGUCGGUAGCGCCGCCUUCAACAUGUUCGUCAUCAUCGCCAUCUGCGUGUACUCCAUCCCCGACGGCGAGACGCGCAAGAUCAAGCACCUGCGCGUGUUCUUCGUGACGGCCGCGUGGAGCAUCUUCGCGUACAUCUGGCUCUACCUGAUCCUGGCCGUGAUCUCUCCGAAUGUCGUCGACAUCUGGGAGGCCCUGCUCACGUUCAUGUUCUUCCCCAUCUGCGUGGUGUUCGCCUGGGUCGCCGACCGCCGCCUCCUCUUCUACAAGUACAUGUACAAGAAGUACCGCGCCGACAAGCACAGGGGCAUCAUCAUCGAGACAGAGGGCGACCGGCCCCGCAUGAACAUCGAGAUGGACGGCAGGAUGCUCAACUACGAGACCGACGUCGUGCCCGACGGGAUGCUCGUCGACGGGGAGGAGAAAGACAUCGACGAGAGCCGGCGCGACAUGAUCAAGCUGCUCAAAGAGCUGAAGCAGAAGUACCCCGAGAAGGACCUGGACCAGCUGGUGGAGCUCGCCAACUACCAGGCGCUCACCCAGCAGCAGAAGAGCCGCGCGUUCUACCGCAUUCAGGCGAUCCGCAUGAUGACGGGUGCCGGCAACAUUCUGAAGAAGCACGCGGCUGACCAGGCGCGCAAGGCCAUGAGCGUCCAGAACAUCGAGAGCGACGGCGAGAGCGACUUCGUGAGCAAGAUCUGCUUCGAACCGGGCGCGUACCAGUGCUUCGAGAACUGCGGCUCGUGCAUCCUGACGGUAUCGCGCAAGGGCGGCGACACGAGCGGCUUCGUGAGCGUGCGCUACAAGACGGAGAACGGGACCGCCACGGCCGGCUCGGACUUCGAGUUCAGCGAGGGGAAGAUCGUCUUCAAGCCGGGCGAGACCCAGAAGGAGAUCUCGAUCAGCAUCAUCGACGACGACAUCUUUGAGGAGGACGAGCACUUCUACGUGCGCCUCUCGGACGUCGAGGCGGAGGUGACGGAGGACGGGCCGGAGAUCAACCACGUGAGCCUGCCGAAGGCCCUGCUGGUGGAGCCCACUGUGGCCACGGUCACCAUCUUUGACGACGACCACGCGGGCAUCUUCAUGUUCGAGGAGAAGGUGAUGCGCGUGAGCGAGAGCGUCGGCGUCAUGGAGGCGAAGGUGAUGAGGACGUCGGGCGCCCGCGGCACCGUCGUCGUUCCGUACCGCACCAUGGAGGGGACGGCGCGCGGCAGCGGCGACGAUUACGAGGAUUCCUUCGGCGAGCUCGAGUUUCACAAUGACGAGAUCGUCAAAACUAUCGAUAUCAAAGUUAUUGACGAUGAAGAGUAUGAGAAAAACAAGACAUUCUGCGUUGAGCUGGGAGAACCUCGCUUGGUGGAGAUAAUCCUUAGUCCAGACAAGCACGAGAACGGACUGCAGGCCGAGACGGAUAAGGAGGAAGCUCAGCGGAUCGCCGAGAUGGGAAGGCCCAUCCUGGGGGAGAACUCCCGCCUCGAGGUCAUCAUUGAGGAGUCCUACGAGUUCAAGAGCACGGUGGACAAGCUGAUCAAGAAGACGAACCUGGCCCUCGUUGUGGGGACCAACUCGUGGAAGGAGCAGUUCAAGGAUGCUAUCACCGUCAGCGCAGGCGACGACGAUGACGACGAGGAAAGCGGUGAGGAGAAGCUGCCGUCGUGCUUCGACUACGUCAUGCACUUCCUCACGGUCUUCUGGAAGGUGCUCUUUGCGUUCGUGCCGCCCACGGACGUGUGGAACGGCUGGGCCUGCUUCCUCGUCUCCAUCUCCGUGAUCGGCCUCCUCACCGCCAUGAUCGGCGACCUGGCCUCGCACUUUGGCUGCACCGUGGGCCUCAAAGACUCGGUCACCGCCGUCGUGUUUGUAGCCCUCGGCACCUCCAUCCCAGACACGUUCGCGAGCAAAGUGGCGGCCGUGCAGGACCAGUUCGCCGACGCGUCGGUGGGCAACGUGACGGGCAGCAACGCGGUGAACGUCUUCCUGGGCAUCGGCAUCGCGUGGACCAUCGCCUCCGUCCACUGCUGGGCGAACAACAAGAAGUUCUACGUGGACCCCGGCACGCUGGCCUUCUCCGUGACGCUCUUCACCGUCUUCGCCUUCAUCUGCGUCGGCGUGCUCAUGUGGCGGAGGAGGCCCAGCGUGGGCGGAGAGCUGGGCGGUCCACGAAACAUGAAGCUCAUGACCACCGGCCUCUUCAUCCUGCUCUGGCUCAUUUACAUCCUGUUCGCCGGGCUCGAGGCCUACUGCCACGUCAAGGCCUUCUGAGGAGGAAGCGAGCCAAGAUGUUUUUUUUUUUUGUAAUAGCGAGUGGGGGAUAUAGAUGAAAAUUGAAAGAAAAAAAAACAAGUACGAUGGAUAUAUGUAUACGGUAUAUUGCGAACGAAAAAAAAAACACUCGAAAGCACUGUGACGAUAGGAUUUUAGUUUUGACGAGAAUUUUAAACAAGACAGUACAUACAGGCCUUCUUGGCAACUGAAGAGAUUGAGUGUGUUUUUUUUUCUUACCGUGAAGUGCGGUUGUUACCUUGUUCUAACUAGAAAUGUUUGUAAAAUAUCUAACGGCCAUAAACAUCCUUAAGGCACAACUUUUAACGGAGCAGCUGGAAGGGAGGAAAGACGAACGAGUCCCCGAACCCUCUGCAGCUCUCGUCCUGAGGUCAUAAAACAAAACCCAAUUGCGGCACCGCGAAAAAAAAUCGAAUUUCCAAAACGUGUAGAGCUCCAUCGGCUUUAGGGAGAUUUGGCCAACCGCCCCUGUAAUUGUGCACAUGAGCAUUCGGCAACCGUCUCUCGCAGCUGAUACGUGUAACGCAUGAAAAAAAUUCUGAGCGGGCGCUACUUUUAUGUAAAGGUGAAGGGCAUAGCCCAGAAAUUUACUUGUGCCGUAAGUGCCACACUGCUGGGCCGAAGAAGCGCCUCCUCUCGAGAGAACACGAUCAGGAGAGCCCCUCCAAAAUAUAUUUUUGGCCUACACUCCCACACCGGCUAUUGUUUUAAACGCGUGGGAAAGUCAGCGCCGCGACCGAGAGAGAGAGAGAGAGGCAUUUUCACAUUCGUGUGCCAGAUCUGGUUCGGGCGGACCCUUUGCUGCGCGAGUGACAACAAUUCAGCGAGGGUUUCAUCGCCACUUCAGAGUCGAGGCAAAGCCACCGCCGCGGCUGUGCCAGUACAGACGACGUCUGUGACUUUGCUCGCCGAGGAUUGCGCAGCGCACACGCCUUGGUUGCUUACUCUCUUCGGAAUUCGUAUCACCAGGUCUCGUUGGCAGAAUUAAGGGCACGGCCGUCACACGCAGUUGUCAGUAAAAGUGACCACUGCUCUAGAAAUAAAGCACAGUUAGUUUUUUUUUUUCUGAAAUAAUUAUAGUAAUAAUGAUAAGAAGAUCAUCACAUAUGGUUUGUUUAUAUUUCGGGUUUUUUUGCACGUCUUACGAAAAAAAAAGCAAUUAUAAUUGUACGCAACAAAGAUGUGUGCGAGAAUACAUUAAAUUGGUUACCCCCCGACCCCCCCCCCCUCCCCGCGUUUAACCUUGCAUGGCACACGGUCUGAGAAAAAUGUCGAGGACACACACGAGGCACGCGGUGGGAACGUUGUGAUGUCGCGGAGCGGUAAGAAACUCGGCAAUGGCGUAUUGCGAUGAAAGCGCGGCUGGUUCUGCCACGGAUGAGAUUCAGCUCUUGCGGUGCCCCUCCGCACUCCGAGUCCUCUGCCCGCGCUUCGCCGAGGAAAUGCCACGGGUUGUUUUUUUUUCUUUUCUUUUGCUUGACAUUUGUGAGAAACACAGUUUUAAACACACGAUUUUAAAACACAGUUAAAAGAAAAUGACUUUGCAACAGAAAAACACUGUGUGGGAAAAUCCACGCGUGGAAGAAACGACGGAGGGCACUCAUCAUUGGGGCACGAAAAGCCAAAAACUGGAUUCCCAGCCUUUUCUGCAAGUGCAGCUGGGGGUACGCAUUGCAACCGUAGUCAUUUGGUAGCUUCCUCAACAGUGCAUACGAUCGGCCAAUAAACGUGCUCAAUGUUCGUC
Messenger RNA from Petromyzon marinus (sea lamprey), 5103 nucleotides. RefSeq names its product sodium/calcium exchanger 1-like. The record is from RefSeq and is a predicted model, not a curated record. NCBI's taxonomy places the organism in Eukaryota, Metazoa, Chordata, Hyperoartia, Petromyzontiformes, Petromyzontidae. Gene Ontology annotation, cellular component: sarcolemma; postsynapse; axon. Gene Ontology annotation, molecular function: calcium:sodium antiporter activity. Gene Ontology annotation, biological process: sodium ion transmembrane transport; cell communication; calcium ion import across plasma membrane.